Pimephales promelas (fathead minnow) is the source of this 3880-nucleotide messenger RNA. It is a transcript of the gene tgfbr1a, whose product is annotated as transforming growth factor, beta receptor 1 a. Gene Ontology annotation, biological process: heart development; protein phosphorylation; cellular response to growth factor stimulus. Lineage: Eukaryota; Metazoa; Chordata; Actinopteri; Cypriniformes; Leuciscidae. The record is from RefSeq and is a predicted model, not a curated record. Gene Ontology annotation, cellular component: signaling receptor complex; plasma membrane. Gene Ontology annotation, molecular function: ATP binding; SMAD binding; transforming growth factor beta receptor activity, type I.
CGACUACUUGAAUGUGUGAGGAAAAACUGACCAGUUCUAAAGAAUGAUCUAUAGCACAAUGGACGCAGGAACGUCAUUUUGUCGCUCAUUGCUGCUGGCUUUACUUGUAUUCUCGGUGACCCAAGAGGCGCGAGAAUUGCUGUGUUAUUGUGAGCGAUGUGUGAAUCGGACAUGUAACACAACCGGCCUGUGUUAUGCGGUCAUCACAAAGUCUGCCGGACAGAUCGUAAUACAGGAUGGUCAGUGCAUUCAUCAAGAUCUACUUUACCCACCGGACAGGCCUUUCCAGUGCGCCUCUUCCAACAACGGCCAGCAUCCGUACUGCUGCGACACUAACAUGUGCAACAAGAACCCAAAAGUGAACCCAGAGUUGCCAGAUACUGAACCCCCGUCUCUGAGUCCUGUAGCCUUGGCUGCAGUGAUUGCCGUCCCCAUCUGCGUGCUGAGCUUCAUUCUGGUGCUUCUCUUCUACAUGUGCCAUAAUCGCUCCAUCAACCACCAUCGUGUGCCAAGUGAGGAAGACCCCACUAUGAACCACCCAUUCCUCGCUAACGGCACCACGCUAAAGGACCUCAUUUAUGACAUGACCACUUCUGGAUCAGGCUCAGGUUUACCACUGCUAGUGCAAAGGACCAUCGCCAGAACCAUCAUUCUCCAGGAGAGCAUAGGGAAGGGGCGAUUUGGAGAGGUGUGGAGGGGCCGCUGGCGUGGAGAAGAGGUGGCAGUGAAGAUCUUCUCCUCCAGAGAGGAGCGCUCUUGGUUCCGUGAGGCGGAGAUUUACCAGACUGUCAUGCUUCGUCAUGAGAACAUCCUGGGCUUUAUUGCUGCGGACAACAAAGAUAACGGCACAUGGACUCAGCUGUGGCUGGUUUCUGAUUACCAUGAGCACGGCUCCUUGUUUGACUACCUGAACAGGUACACGGUCACAGUGGAGGGCAUGAUCAAGCUGUCUCUCUCCGCUGCCAGCGGUCUAGCUCAUCUACAUAUGGAGAUUGUGGGCACUCAGGGUAAGCCUGCAAUUGCCCAUCGUGAUCUGAAAUCUAAAAACAUCUUAGUGAAGAAGAAUGGUACCUGCUGCAUCGCUGACCUUGGAUUGGCUGUGCGCCACGACUCGGCCACAGACACCAUUGACAUUGCACCCAACCACAGAGUGGGCACUAAAAGGUAUAUGGCCCCUGAGGUGCUGGAUGACUCCAUUAACAUGAAGCACUUUGAGUCUUUUAAAAGAGCAGACAUCUAUGCCUUGGGUCUGGUGUUCUGGGAGAUUGCUCGCAGGUGUUCAAUUGGAGGCAUCCAUGAGGACUACCAGUUGCCCUAUUAUGACCUUGUACCCUCUGAUCCAUCAGUAGAGGAUAUGAAGCGUGUCGUUUGUGACCAAAAGCUUCGUGCCAACAUCCCUAACAGGUGGCAGAGCUGCGAGGCCCUGCGUGUGAUGGCAAAGAUCAUGAGGGAAUGCUGGUACGCCAACGGUGGGGCUCGUCUCACUGCGCUGCGCGUGAAGAAGUCGCUAUCCCAGCUGAGUCAACAAGAGGGCAUCAAGAUAUAGAGCAACAAAUCAUCAUCUUUACACUGCCUAUCCACUCCCUCCCCUCAUCUAGAGGGGUGAGCGAGGGUGCUACAUCCUCUGUGGAGGCUUACGAUAAUCAGGGAUAUCGAGGGACCAGAAGCAAUUGGUGUUGUUCCCUGUCGUCCAUGAAAAGAUAUGUCCUCAUCAUGCAAAACCAUUUCAAACCAACUUAACCAGGAGUCAGUCAGUCACCCAUGCUUCAACUGGUGAGUCACCAAACUAACAACAGGCAGCCACUCGGUGUCAUUGAUGUGCUUUGCUGGACUUGAGCCUUUAUGGACUUAGUUCUGUAUAUAGCCUGUUGUCUAAAGAUGUACAUAUUUGUUUCUGGACUUGCUUGUGUUUAUUUGUAUGCUCAAAUAUUGACAGGUAUGCGUACACAGAGCCACACACUACAUAUAUAUGUAGUCCGUGCUUUGUUUUUUUUUUGUCCCAGAAAGUGCCACUGCUCUGAAUCAGUCGUGUUUAUCAUAUUUGGUAAAAAAAGGGAUCUUUGUAGGUAUCGAGUAUAUUUACAGUGGAGGUCAGAUUAACCACAAGCACUUGUUUGCAAACAACUCAGCAGUUGAAGGAUCAUAACAUUGACUCAAACGUCUCACCUAAGAGUGGUUUUGUAAUGUGACUUCACCGACAUACUCGCUUUCCAGACAAAGAGCGAGCGAGGGCAGCAUAUUCAGCACAAUCGCACUGCAUAUUAGAAGCAGCCUGUGGUGUUGCCUAAAGGGACUAGUUCUUAAAGAAUCAGACACAAAACUGGGUCAGUCAUUAAAACCAUUUGUACAAAGGCCAACCCAGCUACAGCACAUUCGUGUUAUUGUAAAAAGAAUGUGUAUGUUGUUUUUUUAAUGCCCAUUUGAAAAGAUGAUGGUUUUGUGAUGGUCAGAGUAUACAUUUCUAUAGUCCAAUUUACUGUUUUCAUUCAUGCUGCUAGAGGCAUUAAGAGAAUAUUGACACAUGUAGCUCAAAAAGAUGCAAACCUAUCUAUUGUAUUUUUCUCUGUGCAUAUAGUCUGUACAUGUUCAUCGGCUUGAGUUAUCCAGUUUUAGUUGUUUUGCUGGAAGCACUGUUUUUACGGAGCCAUUUUCAUUCAGAUCAGUACAAGACACCAUUUGGAUCGUUUUAAAUUGUGUGACCUCACUCAUAGUUGAGCAACUGUCAUUAGGCUGCUGUGUAUCUUGUGGACGUAUCGUGUAAUUCUGCGUCUGUAUUUGAUCAAGUUAAGCAAUAAGUGCUCCUUUGAUUAUUAUUUUAUUUUAUAGCUGGAGAGUAAGAGUGCUGAGAGUCAAUGAAUGUGAUCUCAAGAGUCUCUCUCUGUGAUCUCAAGUCUAGACAUUUUUGAGUUUUCUAUCUUUAUUUUGAAAUUCAAAUAUAAAGGAUCUUUGGGGAUGUCCUUCAGUUACGUCACGUGGAAAUCUCAUAUUCUCUGCACCAAAGAUACUGAAAGAUUAAGAUGUGAAGGAAAAAUAAAUGUCGUGGGUUUGGAAGAACAUGAGGGUAAGUAUAUUAAUGGCAAUUGUCAUUUCUCCAUCACUCUCCUGACUCUGGCAUUUCCUUAAUGAAUUAAUGAAUGCACAAAAGGCUUGGAAAUGAUGUAGGAUACAGCCAGGAACACUUUUGCUGUGUUCUCCAGUGCAUGAUGCAAAUACAAGUGCCUCGAUUUUAUAAAGAUUUGUUUCACAAGCCCCCAAAUGUAAAAUAACUAUUUCCUGGUAUAUGAAGGUCAUCGUACCUCUGUCAUACCUCCUUUGUUCAUUCCAAGGUCCUUGUUUAUGCGCAGACAAAUGUUGCUAUUCAGUUUCCUCUAACAAAGUCAUUCCAGAAGCCUUUUUGUAUUGAGUGCCUACUCUACAGUUGGUGUAAAUGUAAUUAGACAUUGAAGCAUCUUACAAGAUCCAGAAAUAUAAUUUUGAAAAACACUACUGUGCAAAACUGAAACAUGAUUAAUGUCAAAGCAUAUUACCUCUUUGGACCAAUGUGAUCAUUUACCUCAGUGUAUAUAAAGGUUUAUUCAUGUAGAUGUGACAUUGAUUUGUACAAAGUGCUUGCAUUGAAAAAAGUCUCUGUUUUAUUUGUUUCUCUGGAAGAAAUUGUCAGUGCUAGUAUUCGAGUUCUCUCCUUAAUAUUUCAAACACAAAUGAGAGGCAUUUGAGUCUUAUUUGCUUCUUCGGUGUCAUAUUGUCAUUCAGUGUUUGGCUGUAUUUGGAUGAUAAUAUGAAUGCUCAAAGAAUUGUAAUGGAUGUCUCUUUUUCUGUCUGUUAAACUUGUAAAUUUGGAAUGCAUGUUAAUAAAUAGGUACUUAUUUUACCUGAAAAA